GCCGCGCCCCGCAGCGCCCCGCGCCCACCAUGACGGCGGAGACCCACCUGCAGGGCGUGGAGAUCUCGGCCUCCCAGUUCUUCGAGAUCUGGCACCACUACGACUCCGACGGCAAUGGGUACAUGGAUGGGAAGGAGCUACAAAACUUCAUCCAGGAGCUGCAGCAGGCACGGAAGAAAGCAGGCUUGGACUUAACACCGGAAAUGAAAGCUUUUGUGGAUCAGUAUGGGAAGACUACUGAUGGAAAGAUAGGAAUAGUUGAGCUUGCUCAGAUAUUACCAACGGAAGAGAAUUUCCUGUUGUUCUUCAGGUGCCAGCAGCUAAAGUCAAGUGAAGACUUCAUGCAGAUAUGGAGAAAAUAUGACAGCGACCACAGUGGCUUCAUUGAUUCUGAGGAGCUUAAGAGCUUCUUGAAAGAUUUAUUACAGAAAGCAAAUAAGCAGAUUGAAGACUCAAAGCUAACAGAGUACACAGAAAUAAUGCUCAGGAUGUUUGAUGCAAACAAUGAUGGAAAGUUGGAGCUUACUGAACUGGCCAGACUACUCCCUGUACAGGAAAAUUUUCUUAUUAAAUUUCAGGGUGUCAAGAUGUGUGCAAAAGAAUUCAAUAAAGCCUUUGAGAUGUAUGAUCAAGAUGGCAAUGGAUAUAUAGAUGAAAAUGAACUUGAUGCACUACUGAAGGAUCUCUGUGAAAAGAACAAAAAGGAAUUAGACAUUAACAACCUUGCAACAUACAAGAAAAGCAUCAUGGCCUUGUCUGAUGGAGGAAAGCUCUACCGAGCAGAACUGGCUCUUAUUCUCUGUGCUGAAGAAAACUAGAACUCUUCUCUCAUGUCCACUUAACUAGUGAUGUACUCUAUCUACACAAUAACUGUGCACUAUAAGGGAGUAGGCUGUAUUUUUAAACUGCAUCUAGAAAAUUAGCCAGGAUGUGUGGCACAUUCCUUUCAGUUUGUUUCUAUACUGUUUGUAAUGUACAGUUUUUGUAACAAUAAGAUUGACAAAGAGAAUGUCUAUGUUUGGGUCAGUCUGUAUAGUCAAAAAGAAACAAAUAUGUCAGGGUCAGUUUUGUUUUUUGGGUUUUUUUUUUGCUUUCACAAACAUGGCUGGAAAAAAAAAAUUAAACCUGCUGACAUUGCUAUGGUCAUCAUAUCCUUUGACACUUGCAACAUUUCUUGUUGAACAAAACAAAAAGGUCUACAGACAUCCUUCCCCAUUACAACUAAAUGGGUGUUUUUAAACGUAAAAUAUGAAUUCAGAUUAAAUAUGACCUAGGUCUGAAAGAGAAAAGGCACAUUGACAUGUCUGAUUCCUAAAAUUUACCAAGGCACUAAGAAACACUUUCAGUUGUCAAACCACCCACUUACAGGUUUGUGCUCUCUGCAAGUUUUCAAUUACUCUUCUCAUAUAUAGCACGUAGACAAAGCAUUUAUCUUGGAUAGAUCUCCAUGCAGUAGUUGACAAAAAUACAGUGGUUUUAAUCUAGCUGUUUAACUUUACUGAAUUUAAACAUAGGCAUUGCAGAAAUAAAUGCCUUUAAUCUGUCUUGGAAUCCUGGCUAAAUGACAGGUAAUACAGUUAUUACACAGAUAAACAUGAUAUUAUAAGUGUACCUUUCAUGACUAUUGCUGUGUCAGAGAAUAUGACAAUCCAUUUUCUAAACUAUUUUCACAUUUUGCAGGUUAUAAUUAUUCUAGUAAAUUGCUGUUUUUACAUCAUACUCUGUGUAAUCUAUAAUUAAAUUUAAUAUCCUAAGA
Molecule: messenger RNA, 1756 nt
Organism: Apus apus (common swift)
Lineage: Eukaryota; Metazoa; Chordata; Aves; Apodiformes; Apodidae
Gene: CALB1
Product: calbindin 1
Exons: 11
Coding region: 30-818 (262 amino acids)
Biological process (GO): regulation of presynaptic cytosolic calcium ion concentration; regulation of long-term synaptic potentiation
Cellular component (GO): dendrite; cytosol; dendritic spine
Molecular function (GO): calcium ion binding
Source: RefSeq, a predicted model, not a curated record